Molecule: messenger RNA, 633 nt
Organism: Aspergillus viridinutans
Lineage: Eukaryota; Fungi; Ascomycota; Eurotiomycetes; Eurotiales; Aspergillaceae
Exons: 2
Coding region: 1-633 (210 amino acids)
Molecular function (GO): lyase activity
Source: RefSeq, a predicted model, not a curated record
AUGGCAGCGGGCUGGCUGACGUGCUAUAUCGCCACGAUCCGCACCGCUCGUCGCGAUCAUGCCUGUUGGGUACCGAGCGUCCCUGUGUCCUGCAAUCUCGCCUGGGAGCUCGUCUACGCCAUUCUCUACCCUCCGCCGCGCCUCCCGAUAGUCACUGCUUGGUUCACGCUAAACCUUGCUGUAGUAUACACCGCUCUCAAAUACAGCCCUGAAUCGAGGGGGAAUUCGCCUCUGCGCGGGUAUCGGUUGCAUGUCGGCUUCGUCAUUGGCACAGCUCUUUGGGCUGCUGGACACGUCUGCCUUGCAAAAGUCGUGGGCCCUCUGACAGCAUUUUACUAUGGCGGGCUGGCCUGUCAAAUCAUGACAAGUGCGACGGCGCUGUGUGCGCUUGUGAGAUCGAGGCGAUCGAGUGGCGCGAGUUGGCUCAUCUGGGUGUCUCGCGUUAUUGGUACAAAUAGCGCCAUUGCUGGAGUCUUUUUCCGUGCACACUACUGGCCAGAACUGUGGGCAUGGACGAUGAACCCAUUGAUUUACUGGGCGGCUGCGACGUUUGCCAUCCUUGAUGGGGCGUACGGCCUCUGUUUCUUGUCUAUCAGACGGGCCGAAGUAAGGGAUGGUAUCAAGGAUGAAUGA